Molecule: messenger RNA, 750 nt
Organism: Eremothecium cymbalariae DBVPG#7215
Lineage: Eukaryota; Fungi; Ascomycota; Saccharomycetes; Saccharomycetales; Saccharomycetaceae
Gene: FIN1
Product: Fin1p
Exons: 1
Coding region: 1-750 (249 amino acids)
Source: RefSeq, a predicted model, not a curated record
AUGAUAAGCAGAAGUCAGCAGUACACAUGUACCAUGGAUCAACCGUUGAACGACAUCAGUAAUAAAGAUACUAGUAAUCGUGGUUCAAACGUUUUCAAGAGACUCAGCACCUCUCCCAUGAGGAAGCCCGGAUUGAGUGUUAUUGAUAAACCAGCAGUUAGGUUAUCCCCUACCAAGUCUAGCUAUCAAACUUCUCCAAAGAGAUUGAUUCCUCCAGAGCAUCUGAGCAAUGUCACGCGAAGUGUAGAUAGACAUCAUUUUAUAAAACGUCCUGAGCAUACAUCAUCAUUAAUACAAUCAUUACACGGGGGAGCGGACAUUGUAAUCCCUAUAUCUCCUAUCAAGAUGGAAUCAGAAAAGUUUGGUAGUGUAACUACGGUAGGUGGCGAUGGGUCGCUCAGUAGAAUUAAAAACAGGUUUUCUCCCUCUAAAGACCGAAAGUCUAUAAUGACAGUGAAUGAAGAAACAUUGAGUCCAACCAGGCAGAAUUUACUUAAUAAAUUGCAACGAGAUGAAGAUUUAUCCAAAGUUACAAAGAAAAAUACAAAGCUGAACUCGGAAUUGAUAUCGAACUUCAAGGUGGGUAAGAGUCAAAUCACUACAAGGAGCAAGAACGUAAAGUUUGAAUUACCAGAAGAUAGAAUGAUUGCGAUCGAAUUGCAAAAUCUUAAACAGUUAUUGCAAAUGUUGUUGGAAAGACAGGACCGCCUUGAACUGAAAAUAGCGGAACUAGAAAGCAAAACUGAAUAA